AACAUGGCCGCGUGCGAAACAGCAAAAGCCUCCUAUGUCCAUCCCAAUUCCCAGUCUCUCUCUCUUAACUCUUAAGUCUCUUCCUUGUCACUUGUCAGACGUAGUGGUGGACUUGUCACAAAAUGGAUCUACACCUCUUCAUCCCUUCUUGGACCUCUGUGGGUUUAUUGCUCUCAUAUUUUGGUUACUUGGCCAUUUUUGGGUCUCUUCUACCUGGCAAGAUUGUUUCUGGUGUCACUUUAGCCGAUGGCACUCGCCUCCAUUACCGAUGCAACGGCCUGUUAUCACUUACUUUGUUGGUUUUGCUUCUUGGUGGUGGAGUUGCUGCUGGAUUUGUAUCACCCACAGCAAUUGCAGACAGAGGACUUGAGCUUUUAUCCGCGACUUUCAUUUUCAGUUUCAUUGUAACUUUGUUACUUUACAUUGUGGGUAGCACUUCGCGUGACAAAGGUUCAUCACUGAAGCCCCAUGUCUCUGGAAAUUUGAUUCAUGACUGGUGGCUUGGGAUACAGCUAAAUCCUCAUUUUAUGGGCAUUGAUCUUAAAUUCUUUUUCGUGAGAGCUGGAAUGUUGGGAUGGUUACUUAUUAACCUUUCACUGUUGGCUAGAAGUAUCCAAGACGGCCAUUUCAAUCGUUCGAUGAUUCUAUACCAGUUAUUUUGCUCUUUUUACAUACUGGACUACUUCUUUUAUGAAGAAUACAUGACUUCCACUUGGGACAUAAUCGCGGAGAGAUUGGGCUUUAUGUUGGUGUUUGGGGAUCUUGUGUGGAUUCCUUUCACAUUUAGCAUCCAGGGUUGGUGGCUUCUGAGAAACAAUGUGGAGCUAACAACUGCUGCAGUUGUGGCAAAUUGCAUUGGCUUCCUAAUGGGGUACCGCAUCUUUAGGGGCGCUAACAAGCAGAAGCAUGUGUUUAAGAAGAAUCCCAAAGCACCUAUAUGGGGCAAACCUCCAAAGGUCAUUGGGGGUAAAUUGCUUGCUUCUGGCUAUUGGGGAAUCGCUAGACACUGUAACUAUCUAGGAGACUUGUUAUUGGCACUGUCCUUCAGUCUACCUUGUGGAAUUAGCUCGCCUAUCCCUUACUUUUAUCCUACAUAUCUUCUUAUAUUGCUGAUAUGGAGAGAAAGAAGGGAUGAAGCUCGAUGUGCAGAGAAGUACAAAGACAUUUGGGCUGAGUAUCGUAAACUUGUGCCCUGGAGAAUAUUGCCAUAUGUUUAUUAGUGUUUUAUGCCAUUAACAAACAUUUUCAUAUAAGUGGUUUAUGCAGUUGGUGUCUGUAAACUAGUUUGAUUUAGUUUUUUUUUCUAGAAGUGAGUUAUCAAAUUGUUAAUAUUGCAAUUUUGUCCCAUUUUAAGCUACAUAGUGAAAACAAGGGAGGAUAAUUUCUUGGAGAAUUCACAAAAUUGUAAAUUGAUUUUUGGUUUA
Messenger RNA from Beta vulgaris subsp. vulgaris (sugar beet), 1424 nucleotides. RefSeq names its product delta(14)-sterol reductase. The transcript has 13 exons. Gene Ontology annotation, molecular function: Delta14-sterol reductase activity. Gene Ontology annotation, cellular component: endoplasmic reticulum membrane. Gene Ontology annotation, biological process: sterol biosynthetic process. Lineage: Eukaryota; Viridiplantae; Streptophyta; Magnoliopsida; Caryophyllales; Amaranthaceae. The record is from RefSeq and is a predicted model, not a curated record. Bases 123 to 1220 code for a protein of 365 amino acids.